AUGUCUCGUUACGAGGAUUACCGCUCAUCAUCAGGUACCCUGGACUCUCGCGAUCGAUAUGAAAGAUACUCGCGAGGCCCACCAGUAAUGGAGCGAGAACGAUCUCGCUCCCGACCCCGCCGCGUGGAGGACGAGCGAUUCGAAUUCAGAAUGCACGAAGAAGACCGCUACGGUCCUCCCGCGCGGGCCCCGGGCCGCUAUUACGAAGACGAGCACCUGGUUCACUCAUCCGGACCACUGGUAGCACCUGAUCGUCGCCGUCGCCGAGACGAGAGCCCGUCGUUUGCUCCGCCACGUUUAAUUAGGCGACAAUCCUCCCUCGAUACCUUUGAUCGCAUUCCCAAACGGAAAAUGGAACCGGCUCCUAGGGCUCCGAGGGUGCCUCAGCCACCUCUGCAUCGUCCUGAGCAGGGUCGCUAUCGUGAGCGGGAGGUUUAUGAGAAUAUUCGUAUUGCUGAACCGGAUUACUACGGUGACGAGGAGUUUCGAGAGUUCAAGGAGAGAGAUAGCACGCAUCGCAGACGCUCGGGAAGUAUGGCUAGACGGCGACAUGAGGAGAAGCCUUACCCACGGAAAGGCAAGACGCGCAUCCCGCGCAAGUUUGUGCAUAUUCAUGCGAUUUUGGAUUUGGGAUAUCCUUUCAAGGAAGAGGAAGAGACCAUUGUCAUCCAGAAGGCUUUGUCGAAGGAGCAGAUUGAUGAAGUGAUUACUCUCAGUCGCCAGUUUAGGCGGCCUGCGAUUGAGGAGACUGAAUAUCUGCAUGUUUCACGACCACGCGAGCGAGUCACAACGGAACAUCUACUGCUUGAGCCUUACCACCCACCCCGUGGCAGUCAUGAAACAUUCAUUGUCGAACCACCCUCUCACAGAGAUGUUGAGUACGAGUACGAGGAGGUGGUCGAACGCGUCGAGAGACCACGCAGGCAUACCGUCUCCCGGCCACGGUCUCUGUCGGUUCAUACACACGGUCGGGUAUCGUCUCCUGUCCAAUACAUUGAGCCUCGCUCUAGCCAUAUCGAAGAACGCUUUGAGUCGAGGCCUCGUGAAUCUGGUUCUCUAGUUCUGGUACGACCCCGUGAGAGCGACCAUGAUGUAUCGGAAUACAUUCGUGAUCUGGAAGAGGAGACCAGGAGAUUGCGGUUAGAGCGACAUGGUGGGAUUGAGAUCACGCGACAGCGUGAGGCGGAUAUCAUUGACAGCAAGGGCAAUGAGGAGGAGGUGACUGAGAUUCGCCGCCAGGAACGCAGAGAACCCAGCUCGAGGGUAAUGCGGGCUAUGAUGGCCACCUUGACUUAA
Molecule: messenger RNA, 1296 nt
Organism: Penicillium odoratum
Lineage: Eukaryota; Fungi; Ascomycota; Eurotiomycetes; Eurotiales; Aspergillaceae
Exons: 4
Coding region: 1-1296 (431 amino acids)
Source: RefSeq, a predicted model, not a curated record